Klebsormidium nitens is the source of this 1359-nucleotide messenger RNA. NCBI's taxonomy places the organism in Eukaryota, Viridiplantae, Streptophyta, Klebsormidiophyceae, Klebsormidiales, Klebsormidiaceae. The record is from the annotation of a GenBank genome assembly.
AUGGGGAAGCAAACUAGGCUCUUUUUCCCGGAAUCCGACUUGGUGAGCACGGAGCCUCUUGAGCUAGUGCAUAUGGACGCAUGCGGGCCAAUGCCGGUAGCCUCGGUAGGGAGAAGCUGGUACUUUGCCACGUUCUUGGACGACUACAACAAACUCUCGGUCGUAGUUCCUUUAAAGCAGAAAAGCGAGGUGGCCAGAAUCACAGAGCACGUGAUCAAACGGUUGGAGUUGCAAUUAGGGAAGCAGCUCAAGUCGGUGCGAACGGACCGGGGCAAGGAGUACGUCAACAAGGCCCUUGAAGACGUUUUCGGGGGCAAGGGGACGGUCCACGAGAAAACCGCCCCGUAUAGCGCCGAGCAGAAUGGGUCGGCGGAACGGCUUAACCGGGAUUUUAAGGAGAAGACCCGGGCAAUGCUUGAGGACUCGGGGUUCGCCAAAGAGUUGUGGGCGGAAGCCGUGGUGACGGCCAACUACACCCGGAAUCGGACGCCCGUGAGCGCCCAUGGGAGGACUCCCUGGGAAGUUUUCUUCGGUGAAAAGCCGACUGUCGGGCAUAUGAGGGUUUUAGGGGCCUGGGCGUUCCGCCACGUCCCCAAGCAGCGGAGGCGUAAGCUAGAUCCGAGGUACUCCGCGCGCGAGAGAUGCGCACCGGGAGAGUGGUACCGCGCUAACUUAGCGGCGGAACCGAAGGCGGGGGAGCACCUCAAAGGGACGGGGGAGCACGAAGAACCGCGAAAUUAUCAGGAAGCCGUAAGGGGAGAAGAGGGUGAACUAUGGCGGAAGUCAAUGGACGAGGAGAUGCGGUCUUUGUUGGAGAAUGGGACCUGGGAGCUCGCCGGAAAAACCGGAAGGGGGGAGCUGGAGGAGGAGAUCUACUGUCAGCAGCCGAAGGGAUACGAGCAAGGCGGGCCCAACAUGGUUUGCCACCUCAAGCGCACCUUGUACGGGUUGCGCCAGGCGCCGCGUGCAUGGCACAUGCGCCUGAAGGAGGAGCUCGGGAACUUUGAGUUUGUGGCGUCAAUGGCGGACGCGGCGCUCUUCACGGGAAAAGUAGCCGGGGAGCGGGUCUACAUAGUGGUGUGGGUGGACGACAUCCUAGUGGCAGCCCGGGGAGCGGAGCGCAUUGCCAAAGCGAAGGCGCAUUUGGGGGAGAAGUUCGACGUGCGCGACUUGGGGGAGGCGAAAUACUUCCUCGGCAUGGAGCUGACGCGCGAUAGGGAGGCGCGCACCCUGAAGCUAAUUCAAAAGAAGCUGACGGGGGAGCUUGUCGGAUUGUACGGACUAGCGAGCGCUCGGGCGCGCUCGGUCCCUCUCGCAACGGGGGACAGAUUAACCAAAGAAGGUGAACCCCUCGUGUAA